CAUUGUCUGAUCUUUACAUGAACAUUUCAAUCUUUAUUAUGCUAACUACACUUUAAUAAUUUUCUUGCAUGUUGAACAAAAGUGUAUUAAAUAUAAGCAUAUGUGUAUAUGUAUACUGUACAUCUAUCAUGAUUUUGCAACUGGGAAACAUAAAUAUAGUGAUAUUCCCUUAUUAGAAUUUAUACCACUUACUAUUCAUGCCACUGGUUAGAUGCUAAUUAUAUUUCAUUUACUUUUUUAGGGAUGCACGAUAUUUUGUCGGGCCGAUAUGGGUGACGUCAUUUUUAUUGCUCUGAUAAAUAAAUUAAAUCCGAUAAUCAGAUCAGAUAAAGUACGCUAUCUAGAAUUUGAAAAUAUCAGGGGCUGAGCCCGAAACAUCAGGGGCUACUUAGGGAGAGGGGGAUUUUUAAACACAAUUCAUUUUAAUUGUGUGAAAUGGGAGGAGAAGAAUCUAAACCACCUCCUCGUCAACCUUCACCUCCACCUCCUAAACUCGAAUUUGAUCAACCAUGGAGAAGAAUACCUUGGGGUAAAAAUAGUGAGAUUGAACAGAAACUGAGGGACUUCAAGCUCAAACACCCAAGUGUUCGGUUUGUCAGGAUUCUGCUUAUCGGUAAUGUAGGAGCAGGAAAGUCCAGCUUUAUAAACUCAGUCAAUAAUGUUUUCCAAAAACGAAUCACCUGUGAUGCUCUUACUAAUACAACCAGUGGAACGAGUUUUACAAAAACUUACGAAACAUAUUACAUUGAACGAAAGGAUGGAUCCCAUUUGCCUUUUGCAUUCAGUGAUGUCAUGGGGCUUGAAGACGAAGAAAAAGGCGCAAGUUCAGAAAACAUCAUCAAAGCCUUAAGUGGCUUUCUUCAGGAAGGAUUCAAUUUUGAUCCUACAUCGACUAAGCCUAUGAAUGAUCCUGCCUACAGAAGCAACCCAAGUCUUGAGGAUCAAACCUGCUGCCUGGUCAACAUUGUAGCAGCAGACAAAAUAUCAUUAAUGAAAGAUGGGGUCAUUAAUAAGAUGAACAAAAUCCGUGAGGCAGCUUCAAAACUGAAAAUACCUCAAGUAAUCAUCAUGACAAGACCAGAUUUAGCAUGCCCACUGGUUCACCACGACAUAAGGAAGAUCUACACCAGCAAGAAGAUCAAAGAGAAGAUGAAAUUGUGUAGUCAUCGGCUGGGGAUUCCUAUAAAUCACAUCUUCCCUGUGAAGACCUACCAUGAGGAGAUAGACACAGAUGAUGACAUGGAUCUUCUGAUUCUCAAGGCACUUGAUCAGAUUGUGAACAUCGCUGCUGACAACUUGAACAAAAAAUCCUUUAAUUCUGGUGAGAAAGCUGAGUAAAGCCUCAGAUCUCAAUGCCUCAGUGAGAUUAGUGUUACACAAAGUGCUCCAUUAAACAUUUAAAAAUAUAUAUUAGGGUUACAGCUAUUACUAAAUGGAGAAAGUAACCAAGUAUGCAUUGCUAAAAUAUUAAGUGGAAUGCAAUAGUCUGUAUUUAUGCCAUUUAUGAACAUUAGUUUAGGCUACUUUAAAGUUACAAUAAGAUUUCACUACUCAGUUACUACUCUACAUGUAACAAUGGGAAAGUUUUAUGAUGAAGUAAGACUAUUAAAAGAAUGUCUCACGUCAGUCUCAGUCAUGCAAACUCAGACCUUCAGUCUAGCUGAUCAGCCAGUAAAUCAUCAGAAACAUAGAUUUCUAUUGCAUUGCACUUAUGUUUUCUUGCAGCACGAAACAGUCUAAAGAACAUGUAAUAUUAGAAAUGUCUGAAAUAAACAACAUAUUGUGAAGUUGUGAGGAUGAUUUUUUUUAACUGAUUAUUAAAUUCUUUAUCACAUAAAUAAACUCUGACUGAGGUGUUAAAAUUCUCAAUAUUAAUUGAACAUAACGAGUAAACAAACUGCACAGCUGAUGUACACUGUUUCAUGUAAAGAGUAAAUUCAUGGUUAGAAGUUUAACACAGCAAAGAUAACGGUAGAAAUUCUGAUGGUCCAAAAUACUUUCAGUUUACAGUAAAUUGUGUAAGCAGUGAGCAGUAAGCAGUGUUAUCAAAGUUUAAAUGUGUGUGUGUGUGUCUGUGUGUGUGUCAUAGAGAGAGAAAGGGUUGCAACAGCGUAAUGAUCCAGUAAUUCUAAACUGUCACAAACAGUGUGCCUCCAGAGAGCGGAAUCAGACACAAAUGAAGGAUAGCAAACAGAAGACAAAUACGUACUUUAAAAGACAAAUACGUACACAGAAAUACAUUGAAGAGAAAACUCAAAAACAGCAAUACAAAAACAGGAUACUGGGAAUAAAAGAGGCACACAACUAUGAUGAGGAAUGUGAGGAUGAGAAACACAACACAACUGGUAUAAAUAUGGAAAGUGAUAAUGACACAUUUAGAAUAGGUAUGCAGAGAUAGGGAGGGGCUAAGGAUCAGGCAGGGCAGGGCAGGGCAGGGCUUGAAUUUUGGCAAUAUGCCUCUGUAAGAGAUUGGAAUUGUUUUGCUUGUAAUGUACUGGUUUGAGAACUUUCUUCAAUAAAGUUUUUUAUUAAAAAGUAAAGAUCCAUUUAACAUCAAAAGGGAAUUGUAUAUUGGGCAGUGGUGGCUCAGUGGUUCAAGCUUCUUCCUUGCCAAGCUGACACUGUUGGGCCCUUGAGCAAGACCCUGAUUGCUCUGGGGCCCUGUAUCAUAACUGACCAUGAGUCCUGUCCCCAAAUUCCUAACAAGUGGAGAUAAAGAAACAAAUUUCACUGUGCUGUAAUGUAAAUAUGACAAUUAAAGGCAACUUAUAUCUUAUAAAAAUCAAACAGGAAGUUUGAGUUAAAAAAUCUUGAGGAAAAAAGAAGUUAUUUUUUUUCAUAACAUUAUAAAACUGUCCAGACUAGUAUAUAGUACUGUUAUAUUUACACUGAUCAGGCAUAACAUUAUAACCACCUGUGGCAUGGCACAUCAUCCUGCUUAAAGAGGUCACAGCCAUCAGGAAAUACUGUUUCCAUAAAAGGCUGUACAUGGUAUGCAACAAUGCUUAGGUAGGUGGUACGUGUCAAAGUAACAUUCCCAUGGAUGGCAGGACACAAGGUUUCCCAGCAGAACAUUGACCAAAGCAUGACACUACCUCUGCCGACUUGCCUUUUUUCCAUAGUGCAUCCUGGUGCCAUAUGUUCCGGUGCACAUGUACCCCUUUGCACACGUACCUGGCCAUCCACAUGAUGUAAAAGGAAACAUAAUUCAUCAGACUAGUCCACCUUCUUCCAUUGCUCUGUGGUCCAGUUCUGAUGCUCACGUGCCCAUUGUUGGUGAUUUCAGCAGUGCACAGGGAUCAGCAUGGGCACCAUGACUGGUCUGCUGCUAUGCAGCCUCAUACACAACAAACUGCGAUGUGUAUUCUGAUCCAUGACCCUGUCGCCAGUCCAUGUAAGGAUGAGCCAGUGGCUGCAGGAGUCUAAUCCAUAUGCAGAUAUUUAUUAAUAAUCACACAGGCAAAAUCAUAGUCAGAAAAACAAGCGCAAGUCAAAACUGGAAAAACCACUGAUACGGGAAAACAAAAUCGAAAGCGCAAAACGAAGCGAGCAGUCAGAGAAACAGGCAGGGUCAUACAUGAAAAACACUAUCAAAGACAAGGCAAGAAUCGGUCGUAGUAAACAGGCCGGGAUCUGAUGAGUGCGUGGGGUUUUAUUGUCUGUGGGAAACAAGCAGUGUGUCACAUGAUUAAUUAGUAUUCCAGGGAGGGCAUUUGUGUUGGAAUGUUACAGUCUAUGGUGUGGUUUACUCCGUGGGAGGGGGACAGGACAGAUGUGCCUAGUGGAAUUCCUCCAUCAGGGAGGGGUCAAGGAUGUCAACAGAGUCGGAUGCAAUGGGAGUUCAGGAGGGUCUGCACUCUGUAGGCUGGGGCCCCCCUGACUGGGGGUCUUCGACAGAGUAUCAUAGGCAGGCUUGAGGAGAGAGAUGUGAAUGGUGGGAGAGAUGUGAUAUGUGGGUGGUAACUGCAAACGUUAGGAGACUAGGUUGACCUGCCGGAUGAUGGUAAAUGGGCUGAUGAAACGUGGGCUCAGCUUGCGACAUGGGAGCUCGAGCUUCUGGUUAUGACUGGAUAACCAAACCUGCUGCUCCACCCUGUAGGUGGGGUGUGGACGGCGGCAGUGAUCCGCCAUAUUUCUCUGCCUUCUAAUAGCCCUUUGCAACCAGAUGUGAGACCUCUCCCAUACCUCUUGGCUGCAUCUGGACCAGUCAUCUACGUACAUGGACUAGUCAUGUAGGAUUGGUGUGAGCCCCGUGGAUGAAUGGGUGAGGGAGUUCUGGGCAUAUUCAGCCCAGGGGAGGAACUCGCACCAGCAGUGUUGUUGGUGGCUGCAGUAGGAGCGUAGAAACCUUCAGAUUUCUUGGUUCAGUCUUUCUGCUUAGCCAUUAGAUUGUGGGUGGUACCUUGAUGCCCAAUUGUGAACAGAAGGCCCGACAAACGUGUGAGGUAAACUGAGAGCCCCUGUCCGACACAAUAUCUUCUGGAAGUCCGUAGUGACAGAAUACCUGGUGAAAGAACGUGGUCGCCAUUUCCAUGGCUGUGGGUAAUCCUUUGAGCGCCACCAGCUUGCAGACUUUUGAGAACCGGUCGAUGACCACUAGGAUCGUGGUGAAUCCAUUCAAGGCUGGGGGAUCCGUCAGAAAAUCUACUGCGAUGUGCGACCAGGGACGGUGUGGGAUAAGUAGUGGUUCGAGCAGACCUUCGGGAAGCUGGUUGCUGGUGCAUGACUGGGUGCAAGCAGUGCAAGAUCUCACGUAAUCCACAACAUCGGAACUGAGAGAGGGCUACCAGAAAUGGCACUGGGUAAGUUCCGUGGUGUGCCAAAUACCUGGAUGGCCACUACUGGGCACCCACUACAGUACUCUAGGAUGGAGAGUGAUGGGCACAUAAAGCUUGGUUGCAGGGCAGGCUGCUGGCGGAGCAUCAUCCCCAUGAGCACUCAUUAUUUCUUCCACCGAGUUCCAUUGUAUGGGUGCCAGGAUGAUGGAGGAUGGCAGGAUGAGGUCAGACUGGGGCUGUGAGUUCUUGGAUUCUAUCUGGCGGGACGGGCUUUGCCGUUCUUGGAGCCUGGACGGUAGGUGACGGAGAAGUGGAAGCAUGUGAAGAAGAGGGCCCAGAGAGCCUGACGGGGGUUGAGACAUUUGGCUCCACACAGAUAUUCAAGGUUAUGGUGCCAAGGCUUUGUUUUCUAUAUCAGUUACUGUUAAUGAGGUGACAACAGGAUGGUGGAUGAUCAGCAUAGAAACUCAGGUCAUCUCUGAAGGCCAGUCAAGCUUCAUCUCUGGGCUUGCUGCAGUAUUAGCAACCUAUUAUGUUUUUAACUUAGAAUACCAAGAGGAAUCUGCAAGGACCCUAGAGUUUGUUCAAAGGUACACAUUCUACAAAAUCUUUUACAAAUCUUGUAAUCUUUAUGUAACCUUUAUGUUUCUGUAUUUUUUUACUUUUCAUCACUCUCGUUCAUGACUUUUUGUGAUUUUUUUUUUUUCGGUUUUCUGUUCAUAGGCUUUUCCUUGGUAUUAACCUGGAGAAAGGAUCAAAGGCCAUCCAUGGGAAAAUGGUAUCAAAGAAGACAGGGAAAGUGGUCCAUAAGAAGUCAGUAACUAUGAAUCCACAUGUGUCCACCCUCAUUAAAAAUAUCAUGGACUUUACAUGGGGAGUCAUUUAAUCUCCAUUACAUCAAACUUUUACAUCCUUGUCUUCCUGCUGGAAAACAGGGGGCAGAUGAUCGAUGAAGUGCUAUUACAAAAAAAAGGACAGUGCAGUAAGAUGUUUGCCUUGUGUUUCUACUGAACAAUGUUUUAAAAACAUUUUAGGCACAUUUUUGGUUACUAAUUUUUUGUUUCUUUUGUUUUGUUUUAGACACAUUCAAUCUCCUCCUAGUUGGGGUUAAACCUAAUACACAGCUUAGGUACCAUAAAACCACACUGGUAGACAGGUGUCAUGGGUAUACCAGACUCCCUCACCAACCAACACACCCAAUCACCUGAAUAUUAAGCUAGCACACCUGCACCCAGUUUCAUAAUCACUUCCACUCCUCUCUUUAAAUGCACUCUUUCCACUCAGUAACUGUCUGGUCUCGUACAAGAAUCACAUCGAAAACUCCAUGAUUCUCUGCUACUAGUCUCACUACCAUAUGCUCACUUUGCUCCAUGUUCUCGUUCCAGCUCCUACCUUCUCCACUAUCAUUCGCCUGGUCCUCCAUUCUCCAGAUCGAGGUAUUUCUUGUUAUCCGUUCUCUCCAUCUGCCCUUCAGUCACCUCUCCGUAAGCUGCAUAGUACCGGUCUCCACUUCUCCACCUGUUUUAUGAACAUCAAUAAACAUACCCAUUUGGGUUUUGAAAAUAAAGCCUGGUUACCGUUACAGAAGGCCAGACCUCCUACAGUAUGAAUCAAGCGGAGGAUUCUACAACCGACUUCAGAUCCCGCUGCUUCUCCACCACCUGCCUCUUCCGCCCCCGUUUCUUCAGUGCUCCAAUAUUCUGCCAGUCCUGCAGAGGACUGCAAUGGGUUCAUAUUACAAUGCUUGCUCACCCUGGAGAUGCAGCCACACCAUUUCCCUACAGAGAGACAUGUUAUCCAAACAUAUCCCAUCCAUCCUCUUUGACCUACGUCCAUGCUCUUCUCAACUCUGGAUCAGCUGGCAAUUUCAUCUCCUCAAGCCUCUGCAACCAACUUGGGUAACUCCAUUGGCAGAGGAAGAGUCUGUCACUGUGUGGGUCCACUUCAACUCCAGAUUGGCAUGCUCCACACUGAAAACCUCCUUUUACUAGUUCUGGAGGGAUCUACAGUGGGGAUAGUGUUAGGGCGCCCGUGGCUCAUUGCACAUGACCCCACCAUCUCCUGGUCGAAUGUCGAAAUCCUGAAAUGGGGCAAGGACUGCUUCAUUCGAUGCUUCCCCUCCUUACCACUACUUAAUCCUAGCAUUCCAGUGCUCCCUUUACAGACUACCUCCAUUGUUCCGGUCCCCAAGAAACCCCAGCCCGCUUGCCUGAACAACUACCAGCCAGUGGCCCUUUUCUCAGUAGUGAUGGAGUGCUUCAAAGGACUAAUCAGAGACUUCAUCACUUCCUACCUGACACCAUGGACCCGCUACAGUUUGCAUACCGUCCCAACCGAUCUACUGAGGACGCCAUCACACAACUCCAUCAUGCAGCCCUGAGCCAUCUGGACAGCAGAAGGGGGAAUUAUGGCAAAAUGCUGUUUGUUGACUUCAGUUUAACACCAUAAUUCCCUCCAUACUCACCACUAAGUUGGAG
Hemibagrus wyckioides is the source of this 7255-nucleotide messenger RNA. Its product is annotated as interferon-induced protein 44-like. Lineage: Eukaryota; Metazoa; Chordata; Actinopteri; Siluriformes; Bagridae. The record is from RefSeq and is a predicted model, not a curated record. The transcript is spliced from 9 exons. Bases 436 to 1338 code for a protein of 300 amino acids.